UGUUGUACGGACGGUAUCUAUGGAGGCUCUGUGACCAUAUCCCCACGGAGUCUUAGACGCUCUUGUACUAUAUGAGCCGAUAGCGUUCUCCUUCGAAUAACGAGCAUGUCCAUCCAAGCCUUGGAAAUCCCUCUUGGUUAUGAGGGUUCUGGUUGGCUAUCGAGGCUCGAAGAUCUCACGUCUUUCCAUUUGUAGAAGGAGGACCACCAUCAAACGAGCUGUUCCAAACACGGUGGUUCCGGGAGAUAAGGCUCAACAGGGCGAGGAGGCCAGCGCCAAUAACAAUGAUGACGAUCUACCUCUCGCUAUUCAGAUAUUUCUGUGGAGACAAACAAGUCCAUUCAUCCGUCCAAAGUUUGGGAAACUCCACGAGGCAACAUGCAUGCCUUGUUCGGGCAAUGAGGCAGUUCGGGAAAUCAAAGAGGCUUGCAAGAUCUUUGAAAAGGUUCUCGUCCAGAACAUCUUGUUCGGUCUCUCUCCAAGCUUCACGGAUGCCCUUCAACUCAUUCCAAGAUGGCGCUUCAUUGUGGCUUGUUUCCCACAUGUGAUGCAGUGUGCUGCUUCUCUCCUUCAACACAGGAAGGAAUCCAGCUUCAAUUUGGGAAGUGCGGAGACCAAGUUGCUCUACACUCUCCAUUGGAUUCUCUUAGAUGCCGCUGAUGAAUGUAUUCUCGAGUCGGAAAAUGAUGGAUCACUUCAAACGGGGCCCUUCGCUUACCUCUUCCCCAUUUCGGCUAUCACGAGUUUCAUCUAUCUUUUCGCUCCAAUUUGCGGAUCGAUCCGAGAGUCGGAUUUCAUGCAGAACUUCCGUUUGGACAAUGGCAAGAAGAUUUGGAAGGCCUUGUGGAACUUUCAGCAUCCUGAUGCAGAUUGUUUCACGGCUCAGGUCAAGCCUCGACAUAAGGUCUCGAGGGACUUGACGAAGAUCAAAGAAAAGGCCAAAGGCUCCUCAGCUCACGGAAUCUUCCUUGGUGACCGUAAGUACAUGUCCAAGCUGAAGGAUACCAAUCUAAUAUUUCACUUAACCAAUCUCAUUGUCUCCUUAUUUGACUUUGUAACGUGUUCACAACAAAAACAGUCUAGCCACUUCAAUUUUUGUUCGAGGACAAGUUCAUCAGGGCACCGUUUGUUCACUCCAUUUCUUUCCAAACGACCGGGAAUUUGGUCCGAAUUGACCAAAUCGUUUUCGAAUAUUGCAGCCGAGAAAAAGCGCGAGGGUCCGGGGUUGCCACCCGCUGCCAAUUCUGUUGCGGCCCCGCUUUCCUCAGGCUCAGCUGCGGCUGGGAUUGUGGUGGCGGGAAGUCUUUUACCCGCUCCCAAUGUCAAGGAUGAGCUCCCCAAAAGUGCCCCACCUGUUGUGGAGUCCAACGGAGAGUCCACUGCUCCCACGUCCGCUAUUGGAGAUAUUUUGGGCUUAAAGGCCUCAGUUCAAUUGGCUCCACAACCAUUCGAGUCACUACCACCCUUUCCUCCCAAGGGACCUCGUUUCCUGGAGAAAACUACCAGUUUAUUGAGCGAGCGGACCGAUUCUGUGGACAGCUCGGCAUCGCGUCUCCUCAAAUCUGUGGAUUCUGCAUCUUCCCCCAUUGAGCCGUCUCCAAACGUUCCAAGCGUUGUUCCAAGUGGGAUUGGAGGCGGACCAGCCUCGUCAGUGGCGGGUUUGGCCUCCCAGUCAUCUUUUAGUGGGAGUCCAUUGACUGCACCUUCUGGUUUCACAUCAACGACUAUGGGUGGUGGAUCCGGCAGUCCCAAUGUUAUUGGAGGAGCGAGUGUCAAGGAAGCGGCAAGUCCCGUUGUGGACAAGCUCAACUCUCCAUGUGUGGUUCCAAGGAUUCUAUCCAAGUCUGAGAACUCUCUGGCGACCUUUUUCGACGUUGCGGUUAUUCGUUGUCUCUUUAUAUCACACUGGGGAGAAGAUGGAGUCUUCUGGGCACUAACAUAUCUCAACAAAAGGCUUAAAGGCAUUAUGGAAGGGAUUACUCAGGAGGGACACGGCCAAGGAGGGGGACAGCAGAGCAGUGAUGACAGUAGUGGUGGAGCCUAUGACGACGUCUUUGAGCCCUUGAGGCCACGACGUCGGAAAAGAAGCAAUUCCGUUCCGAUACCGGUCAUUCAAGUAUCGGAAGACCAACCUAAGGCAACAGAUCCUGGACCCAAUAAGCGAGAUAGCAAGGACACCGAAUUGCCCUUAUUAGACGAGGAUGAGCUUAAGGCGGCGGCCAACAAACACCACCGAGGAUGCAGCCUCAGCGAGGCGACAGGCAAGCGGAAAAAGUCCAUUAUCGGUACAGGCCUCGAGGUUUCCAAACUGAAGCAUUUCAAAAGCUUCGUCGAGUCCAAGAUUCUUUCUAAAUCGGAUCGAACCUUAGAAACUGAUGAUGCAUCCAAUGCUUUGGCAGCCGCUGUCUUGGCGCAAGAGAAGGCGGUCGCGGCCCAUUCGAAUUCAACCUUGUCCACAGUCUUGGCGGCCAAGGACUCGUUUCGUCGUCGAAGCUCGCGUACAAGUUUCUCAGACUUUGAUCCCAAUGCACCCACAGCAUCUUUGAUGGAGGAAACCAAGUCCACUCCGUUGUAUCCGGGUUCCAAAAGUCUCCAAGUGCAUGAUCUGGUGGGAAGUGCUAAGCCCCAGAAAUCUAGUUCGGACACAGGCACUAUCCACAAAAAUAGCCUCUAUGCCGUUGGUCGCAAGGCCAAUGGUAUCUUUAACCUUGGUUCGAGCCACCUAGGUAGUGGCGCCAAAGGUGGCAGUGGAACAACCAUCAAAUCCGCCACCAUUGAAGAUCCCAACUCCAGUCUUCCCAACAAUACACGCUUAGUCAAGGGAAAGUCCAUGCCCAGUCUAAGCAAUUUGAUUGAUGAGCUGAAGGAGAGCGGCAAGCCAGUCUUGGUAACCCUUUGUACAUAUGUAAAUAAAAAGGAAACAAGACAAGAAAAUGGAAACAUUGCAUCCUAUAAUGUAAAUGCAUUUGUAACUAGAAACCCGAUGCUAUCAUUGCGUACUUUGUUUACUUCGACUGACUUUCUUUCCUACGCUUUAGAACCUGUUGGUGGGAAACCAGUUGAUAAUCCAGAUGAUAUUUUUCACAGAUACUAUGGUCUUCGCAAGAUCAGCACACCUAAUGUCACCCGAAUCGCCAAAGGGAUCAAGAAAUCCAUGGUCGCCCAACCUAUCAUCAUGGUGACUGAAUUCACGCCCAAAACAUCACCUGAUAAGCUGAGCUCGUACCACAGUUCUGAGAACCCAGAUGAUGAUGUGGUGGAACAUCCGGCCAUAACCAUUGGGGUUCCCACCUCAAGCGGAGGUGAUCCUCCAGUGGCCACAAUGGUGGUUCCCAAAUAUCGCUCCCGAACAGACUCCAUGGUGUCCUACCAAACCAGCAAUCAAAACGAGGCCCCUGGCUCGACCUUCUACAUCAACCGCCAUGGUGGUAUUGAUUUCGUAGUGCUAUUAAAGGCUCUUCACAAGAUCUCAAUCCGGGAGCACGUUUGCACCCAGCGAGUGUGUGAUGCCUUGCUCUCAAUCCUGUCCUCAUUGAUUGACUUUGGAAUUCUUGCAAAUAGAAAGCCCGAAAAAAGCAAAGAAGAGGCACAACCAGAGAAGAACCCCAAGGACACCAAAGAGAGCAUGAAGCGAAGGAAGAGAAGCACCAAGAAACGAUCCAAGACCACGAAGAAUAAGGAUUCCUUCAAGGGCUCGUCGGUCUUGGGGGAUGACAAAGAGCGAUCGGGUGGCAAAUCUGACAAGACAGAUACCGAGACUGAGGAUCCCAACGACUCCGAGGGCAUUUUGUCCUUGCACAACACCUUCAUGGAUGUGGUGGUUCGGUUGCUCAAAAUAUUUGGCUGUCCUCACGGGUGCGUAAUGCAACAGCCUUCCCUGCUUCAACAACAACAGCAACAACAACAUCAACAGUCAACAUUUGAAGGCAACCAGGCUGGAAGUGGAGUCAAAUCAUGUCCCAACCUUGAGGCCCAACGCAUAAAAGCCAUCUCUCUGCUGUCUCGUCUCCUUUGGUACGACAAAGCUCAAUUCAAACGCUUCAUUUGCAUUCUCGUCAACACGAGGGAUAUUGCCUUCCUCUUGAGCUUCUUUCAUGCUUAUCUGGGAUUCUGUGUGGAUCCCUCGUCAACUGUUAUGGGGGGACCUCUAGGUUCUGGAGGGGCAGCCUUGGGUCUCAGUGGAAUGGCUCCAAACCAUCACAGUAACUCGCCCACUGGUUCUUCUGCUAAUCCAGAAUUUCCUGGGCUCAAAAAGCGCAUUGCCAAAACUACCCAAGAAUUGAGUGUGUCGUAUCAAAGCAAUUUCGGACGCGAUUCCACCGAGGGAAUGGGAACGAAUAGGCUGGUUGAGAAUACCAUUAUCAGUGUGAUAUAUAAGAAACUGGUCACCAACAUCAUUGAAAAGUUCAUCUGGCUCAAAUCCCAAGAGAAUGUCCUCUUGUACAGUGAUACGAGAGCCUUCAUGAAUUACGUCAAUGUAGCUCAUGGCGGCGUCUUUCGGAGAGUGGUUCUUAGUGCCAUGAUCGAGUCCACUCAAAACAUCAUCAAAACUCAAUGUCGAGUCGAGCACGGCAACCAAAGAUAUCCAGUGGGUUCUUCCUAUCCAAACAUUGACUCUCGCGAUUCGCCGGGAGGUUCAUGCAGUAUCGUUGACGAGACCGAAAGGCUAAUCUACAAAAAGUCUGUUUUCAAGAAAAAGAGUAACUCGACGGCCAAUAUGAAUGUAGUCGGCGAUGACCACGAGAGCCCUCUCACACGGGGGAGCCCGGCAGGGUCCCUCACCAAAAAACACAGUGUCUUCCAUCGUGCUUUAGGCGGAGGAGGCGGGAACAGCGCCCCAGGAGGCGGAGGCGCCAGUGGAGCAGGAGGCGGAGGCGGAGGUGGAGGCGGAGGAACUGGGUCCAAUGGAGCCUCUUCAGGCCUGGUUGGCCUAGGGGGUGGUAGCGACUCUAAUCCCGAGAGGAAGGUCUCUAGAAUACAAAUGGCCUUCAAUUGGGUGUCAGGAAAGGGCCUGGAGGAUAUCAAUGAUGGCUUCUCCACGAUCGGAGGUCAUUCUCUGGCCGGCUCCACAGCAGGGGGACUUCCGGAUAGCGGGGAGUUUGUGACGUCCAAUAGCGAACCAACUCGCAAGCAUUCAUUGUAUGUGAAGAACAUGCACAAAACAGCCAAUAGUGGUUCAGGCGGAAAACAAAUGCUCAAAAAAGCCAAGAAGACUAUUUCCGAUCGGAUCGGGAUGAACCGUGGGCGUAAAAAGGACACCGACCCGGAUGACCACUACUUGGAGUUGAGUCGGUGCAAUUCCUACGAGUUCGAGACGGGCACUGGGAGAGACUCCGACACGCUCUAUUUCCGUGAACGCCAUUUAGUCCCUAUUGGCGCCAUUCAAACGGGAAUGGGUCAAUUCUCAUUUCUUCUCGAUACUUGUAUCCCUGGCACUGUUCCUGAUCCCCUUCUCAUUGCUGGACUCCUGGACUUGCCUAAAGCACCCGUAAUUACUCGCGUGUGCUACCUAUUGGAAUGUGCCCACUUUGUUCAUCAAUGCAACAGAGGUCAGUGGCCCACGUGGCUCAAAAUGAACACGCCCACGGGAUAUCGGUCUAGCAAAGGCGCCUCCGGUCCGAUUGGGCAUCAUCAAAGUGGAUCCAUUGGACCAGGACACUUCAUACACCAACAGACCAUCCAACAGAGGAAAACACAGGCCUUACAAUUACAGGCCAGCAAGUUGUUCCAUCAAUGGGCAGAGAUGUUGGGAAGUCGUAUUGAGGAGAUGCUGGAUGCGGAGAGCCAUAAUAACGUCGUUUCCAUGGCCACUGAUGAGGCUAAACAACGGCAAUUGCUCUUGGAAGAUGAAGAUGAGGAUUUCUUGGACGAAGCCACUGUUAAUCCCCAUGGCACAGGGUGUCCUAUGCCUCUAAGAUUAGUGGCGUGUGUUCUCCUGUUGGAGAUAACUACUUUCCUCCGAGAGUCGUACCGAGCUCUACCCAAGCCUCAUCAGCAAGCCAAAACUCGAGACUAUCGCUUUGGUGGAGGUCUGGCCUCUGCAGCUGCUAUGGUCAGUGGAGCUCAACAAUGGUCCGAUUCGAGGUCACAGAGCCGGGAUCAGGCACCUAUUCCACUAAGUUUAAGUGGCCGUCGAUGGUCCAUGGCCGCCCAGUCACUGGCCGGAGGCCAGUCAAUCAUAUCGCAACACGGGAAUCUGGCCCUGGCAGGCAGUGCACCUCAUGGGGGAGGGGUCAUAGGGGGUGGGGGUGGAGGCGGCGGCGGAGGAGGUGGUGUCCCUUCCUGCAAUUCAUCGGAAAUUGCCGUUACCCCCACGGGUAACCCUAGCACGGACCAACCGUUUGCCAGUCAAAGAAGGAUCAGCUUUGUGCUCCAAGAGGAUAUUAACCUGGUAGCCAAUGGACACUCUACACUGACAGUCCAAGGCGAUGAGGAAAAACGCGGAGCACGGAUCACUCAAGGCAAAACUUUCUUAAAAAGAGGCCCUAGUGGACACGGACAAGGGUCAUUCCGACGGCGAAGCAUUCGUUUGGCAAAGAAACCAGAUGAUGGAGGGACAGGGGUUGGCGGGAGCCAGUUGAAGCGAGACAGGAGCCGGCGGGACCCUGAUUCAGAAUCAGCCAUGAUUGCCCAAACAGCGGCAGCCACGGCCACCUCACCCCCUCACACUAGUGUGAAUGCGGGGAAUUUUCCUUCUACUAACCCGGAAAAUGCCGGAGGAGGCGCUGGCAGCAGUCAUGCCCCUUCUUCCGCGACCAAUAACCCCGCGUCGGAAGUUAAAGUUGCCUUUAAAAAGCCAACUGCACUCUCAAGGUGGAAAAAGCUGACCGGGACGGCUAUGUUUAUCAAUCGCCUGGCCCUAAAACGUACCGACUCUUCAGCUUCCAAGAGGAAAGUGUCCUCAAUCUCGGCCUCGGACGGCUCUGACCACGAGAACGCUGACUCAACUCCCCUGAAUACCUCCCAAGGGGAUCUUAACGAGGACAAGGAACCCGAGAGCCCCCUCUUUGAUAUACCUGAUGAAUUGGAUCGACUGGAAGAGAACAUGCCUUGGUUGAGGGCCGUGACCAAACUCGUCAACAGCUUCAACUUUUACUGCACCCACCAGGGCUUCUGUCAUCCUAAUUGUUUUAAAAGGCAAAUGAGAGCCACAAAAAGAAUCAUGGAAGCCACGCGGAAGAUUUAUGGCGAUGAGGUCGAGUACUCGGAGGAACUCUUAUCGUCCAUGAGCACUGCCCCCAGGAGGCCGAGUAAGAAAACCAAAUCUUCUAAAAAUCUAAGUGGAGACAGCAACAGCACUUCGCCUGAUCAUAAACGGGAAUGUUCGGUCAGUCGCCAACAACAAACAUUUGGCGAAAAUAGAACCGAAGAGCAUCGCAAUCUCGGCGAGAACGCUAAUGCUCAGACCAAAACGGGAGCUCAAACCGAGGAUAAAAAUGGAUCGGCAAAGCCUCAAGACAAGAAAUCAUUGUAUCAGACGAAUUGUGCCAGUAAUGUACUCAAGUACCUGAGGAUCCGGGUUCGGAGUUUGUUCCAUGUUCCAAUGGCAAUUUUGAACAAGAGUGCAUGUAUCUUACCCGAUGAUACGCUCAUUGAUGUCUUGCCUGUUGCUUGGGAGCUUUUACGAGAGUCGGAUCGUGAUGUAGUUGGAAGUGCAGCGUCUAUUUUCAUCGUGUCCUCAGUAAAGGUCCCGACUCAUACAACAGCAUUGAUCAGCUCAGAACUGAACCACCAAUUGCCAGAUCAAAGGAUCAAUGCGAUCUACAGGUUCCAGACUCUUUGGCGGAAUCGACAUCAAGUUUGGCAACGAUUGGAGGAAAACGGACAAAUUUCGAUGAAAGUUGUUCCCUCUCAGAUUGAGUUCACUCUGCCAAGUCCCAAACUGGGAAUUGAGAACACUCUAGUCAUUGAUCCACCUUGGGAGACGAAGAUCAAAACAAAAAUCAACAAUACCAUUCACGAGCGGAACCAGAUGCUGCUCGCCACGACCACCAGUCGAAAGAAGCAAAAAAGCGAUUUGGUUCAAAGCGCUCUUCAAAGUGAAGAGGCUAAGAGGAAGAGGGAACGCCAAAACUUUCACAUCACUUCCGUGCCCAUUCUCACUCGGGCUGCUCAUGAGCCUAGUUUAUAUCAUGGAAGUCCCGAAGAACCUGAAGAGACUGCAGCCGACGAGGAGAUUUCCGGCAACGAGGACAAACCAGUGGUGAGCAAGAGCAGUUACCACAUUGCUCAAGGACUCUUCCCGUCUACUCUGUGUUCCGCGUUUGUGGAAGUGAUCGCUCUUCUAGACGAUCAGGCAGUGUCCUUGGAUGGAACUGCUGUCUACGAAGUCGCAUUCCAGGUGAUCUGGUCAUGCUUGGUGGAGGACUCCAACUUGUUUCUCAAGUAUUUCAUGGAAAAGCUAACACGUGAUUGCCCUGGAGAAAUGUUCCAAAUAUUGCGUGCUCUGAUUCGAUUCAUCCCCAAACUUCCACCUCAAGCAGCAUUCGCUCUCUAUAAUUACAUCAUCGGCUACAUCAUGUUCUACGUACGUCAUCCCAAGGACCGAUGACAAGAAUUAAUUGGACAAGCAUUGGCCACCUUGUGGAUGGUGGUGCAUUCCGUUCAAGGGAUCAUGUUCAAGGACUUGAAGCAAAUUCUACGGAAAGAACAGGUUGAUGCGGCUAUACUACUCACAGCGAAUGUUCCGGCUGCCAAAAAGAUUAUUGUCCAUGGUCCUCAAGGACCUGACGAGGGUGGAAUCCCUAGUCAAUUCCCACUUAGUGAAGAAGUGCAGUUCUGUCAAAUCCUCCAAGAGGCAUUGGAUUUCUUUGGCAUCGAAGAAGAAGACGAGAAAGAGUACUUUCUCGUCGACCAACGAACACGAGUCAUUCACAAUCCUCAACACUUUGCCCGGGACUUUUACUUCUUCAAACGAUCGCAAUACCCUCAAUUGGCAUUGGUCCACAAGAAACCCGCUCAGGCGUAUGUAGAGCUCCAGAAGCAAUGCUUCGGACUCAAGUUUGUCGAGAUGGGUAAAGUCAUGCUCACGUGGGGCGUGUUGAAGAACGUCAAUCAAGUGGUACAAAGAGUGGUGUUCCUUCACGAGGAUCUCAUGAAGUUGCCCUCUUUCCCUCGAAAAGCGUUGGAAGCCGAAUUGGACCUGUACUCAAACGGGGAGAUGGGCAAGGAACUCUACGGUUUGGAUGUGCUUCACAAGUUCAAUUGGAUUCGACUCAUUGCCCGAAUGUUCGAAGCCAUGGCGGGGAACUUUGCCUACGCUUCCGAUAUCCAACUCUUUGUCAAUGUGAUCAACGGAGCGCUUUCACUUCAUGCGGAAGAUGCCUGCAUUCUCCGAUACUGCACCUCAACUAUCAUCAAUGCGGCUCAUCAAUUCAAGAAUAUUUUCGCCCAUAAUGGGUACUUCUUGGUGAUGCCCAGCCUCCUCAGGAUCUAUUCAAACAGCCAAACGAAUGAGCUCGUAACCAAAAGUAUCGAAUUCACUUGCAAGCAACUCUACAUUCUCCAUCGCAAGCCGUUCUUGCUCCAAAUGUUUGGUAGCAUUGCUCCCAUUCUAGAUACGGACAGUGGUAUCUAUUUGGACGCUUUCAAGAUUCAACCGAGAUUCUUGUACAAGCUCCUCUGCAGUUUGGGACAGAACACGCAUGACUUGCUCCAUGUAAUGGAACUCGUGAAGAUGAAAAAGCCGUUGACGGCCUUGGACUUUUGUUAUCAAGGUGAUCCUGAGCACAUCUCUGUUCUGGAAUGUAUCUCUCUAUGUGUUCUUGUGGUGGCCUACGACUCUGGCACAUUGCGAGCUCAGCAAAUGUUGGCCAUUCUCGAGGCCAUCUUUCCGUACUUUCUGAAUGACCUCGUCCGGGAUAAACGACAAGAUGCGAAAACCCACAGAGAAACCAUCUACCAGCUUACUCUUACGAUGAAGGCCUUACUCAACAACUGCGAUGAGCUCACGAAGCACUUUAGCGGCCCCACAUCCCAAAUGGGCAAAGAGAACUCUCGACUUCACAGUGGUGGGCGUGGCCCGUAUUCUCCAGUGAUAGAAAUAGAUGACGACUCUCACUCACGAUUCAUUGGGGCCUCAGAAGCUGGUCGAGUUGGUAGCCGCGGGUAUCACUUUGGCGAGGACGGUGAGGACUCCGAGUGGAAAAGGGAAAUAUAUUACCAACCGCGCAACAGCCUUCUGUCCUUGACUGCGGACUUUGUCUCUAAAUGCUCGGCCAAAUUGCAAGAGGUCAAUAAAAAGACCAGUCAGGAGAAGAACUUGGAGCUUUUAGACAACAAAUGUUUCAUGCGUCUCGUGGACGUUGCUCACAAUCUGUUGAAAAUGGCCCCUUACGAUAUUGAGGUCAUCAAGCUCGGGGGGCUUCAAAAGUACAUGCACCAAGUAUUCCCACUCACGGAUUGGUCACUCGAAUCCAUGCGGCCUUCUUUGAUGACGAUUAUCAGGAGAUUGGAUAAACUCUUUGCCAAGAUCCAAAAGAGCUUGAAGGUUUACAACACCGUCGAUUGGAGUGCAGCUGCCAGCCUCUUGAAAGGGGUAUAUCUCACUCUGUGGCGCCAUCCCUACAUAGUGAAUGUGCCAAAUCUAAAAACCCUGAUUGGAGCCUGCCAAUGCCUCGUGGUGGGAGAGGAGUCUCUAACGACAAUGACAGAUCCUCACUCGGUGGGAGUCAGUUCAAAUAAGCGACCCAACCUCCCACCAGAGAGCUUCUGCUCCAUCGUGUUCCAGUUGGUGGCUUUGCAAGUCCUCGUUCUUGGUAACACCUUUACCCUGGAACAGCGUCUUCAACUAGCGGAGCACCCAGCUGGAGGAGCCAGUCGGCACAAUUUAUUGACGCAUGAAAAAGGGGAACUCCUGUUGCUGAAUCUUCUACUUCCUUUGUGCCUCAAGGUCGGAUCGGGAAAGAAGGAUGCACCCAAAAUGAGAAAAGUGGACGUCCAAUUCUCCCUAAACUUGCUUUUGAAUCUCAUCAAUCCUGGCUCGCAUGCCAAGGGAGGCGUGACUUCCAAGGACAUUCGAGCGCCAACCCAAGCUUCAGCCCCCGCAGUUAACUACAAUCCCGUUGGGGACGCCCGGUCUAAAGUCAAAUCAUCGUCUUUGGAUAUUGCUUUCCUGGGUUUGAAGAUCCUCAUCAUCUGUUUCGAGUCUCAAUUAAACUCGGAAUGGUUUCGAAUCGCCCGGGCCAUUCGAGACAUGGGCAAUCGGCAGGAGGGAAAUGGGCCAUUAUGGCGAUUCCUAGAGUUUAUUCCCAUGUAUCGAUCGUCUCUCUUUACGUUCCUGCUUCCAUUUGUGCACACUCGUUUGCAAAUUUCCUCGGACGACUCGGAUAUUGAACGCCACUACCAACAAUCGACCAAGGAGAAACUAGCUGCCAACGUGCUUCAAAGUGGCCGCAGCCGAACGGUGCUUCUCAAGGAUCUUGGCAAGGAGAUGGGCGAUUUGCGAGAGGGCCUCAAUAAAAGGCUUCAAGAAACGUUUCUGGAUGUUUCGAAUGGUCACCGGCGUAACACUCACCGAGGGAGCAGUCACCGAACCUCCUUUAUCGAUUAUGUCUCGGAAGUUUACAACAGUCGGACAGGAGGAACCUCGGGUGGGAAUCUCAUGGAAGUUCUAAGUGUGCGUGGCCAAUCGUUCUCGAGUGGUUCCAUGGCUUCUGGAGCGUCUUCCGCAAACUUGGCACGCGAUCUCAGUGUUCGGAGCGAAAGUACUCAGUCCAAUCGCGUAUUGGGUGGCCGAAGGCACACGCACAAGGUCACUACCAAAAGCUCGCGGGUGAUUGACGAUGAGAACUCCGAUGAUUUGGACCGAACUCCGUCGGAAUAUGGCGGAGAUCACGACUUGCCGACCUUCGAAAUCACCAAAAUUUUGCUGUCUCCAUUUGGCUCGAGACCCUCUGUAACAGACAAGAUAAUGCGAAGGACUAGCUACGCUGGAGAGAGGAGCGACCUUCAAGUUCCAGCUUUGAGACAACAAUCUGCCACUUCUGAACCUCGUUUGUUCAGGAAAAACACAGUGUUCACUCGAAAUCGGAAUAAGCAAGCUUUGAGAGGACACACCAGUAAGCAAUCAGUUUUGAGCGAUCCAGGAUUGGCAGAACCCGCCACCAGUUCGGUGUCUAGUGGAACAACCACCACAGGGACGGUUGCCUCCACUGUCGGACUUCAAGAGAUUCCAGCAUUCCAGGAGAAGAGCUCGAAGCUUCAAAGGCAAAAGGCCCAAAGCCGAAAGACUUUCAAGUUCAGAAAGACCAGGAAAGAUGUCAAACGGUUGCCCAAUAUCGACACGGACGGAGCUUCCAACGAGGCACCUCAACUGGCCUCACCUGGGUUACCCCCGGAUAUUCAAGUAGCCACGGUUCCAAGUACUCCGAAAGAGAUUGCGAGCCAGCCUCCCUCCAGGAAGCAAUCGAUCUCGGGAACUCUUCAUGCUGUUGGAACAGUUAUCCGUCGAAUUUCUCCCUCACGUUCAAAAACCCACUCCUUGUCAAUGGAAGCUAGGUCCAAUAGUAAGGAAGUGACAUUUCCUGACUUAGAUGUACAUCCUGACGUGGUUGGGAUCCGGGAUAUCGACGAUGGGGUCAGCAUCUCCUCCACUGGCACAUCUAGCACAAUUGGAUAUCGGGAUAGCUUUGGUGAAAAUGAGGACAGCUGUCUGUUAGCUCACCUCCAAGAGCGCAUUCUCGAGGAGAAAAAAUAUGGUCACCUGAGCAAUUACAUGGCACAACGUUCCAGUUUGUACGGAACAGGCAGUGGACAUCUUCAAGGAGCUGGUCCCAGUGGAGCUCAACAACAAGCAAUCAAUUAUGGUGAUGAAUCUACCCAGAUCCCGCCGUCCAGGCGAAAGAACUACAUAAUUUUCGAGCAAAAUGACGAAGAUACGUUGAUCUAAAAUGGAUACAAAAAAAAAACAAAUCAGCCGCAUUUUCAUAGCAACAAAGCACAAAAGCAUUCUAGUAAUGUCUAGGAAGUAGUGAUACCCGAAAUUCAGUUCCCAUAGUCAAUGUUUAUAAGAUUGCAAACUGACUUGAUCGAUCGAAAAUGUAAUGCACAAAAGAAGUCUUUGUGUCUCCUGAAUGCCAUGUGAGACCACCAUUUCGACUAAUGUCACUUGGGAACAGACUUGUGACCUUUAAAAAGUCAAGGAGUCGUUUGAAAAUGGCUGUAUUUCUUUCUGGUAUCAUCCAUGUUUUAAACCAUUGGAGAAAAUAAGUUGUGAUAUCACGCUUUAAAGAUCGAAUUCAAUCUCGCUUCGGAAUCUUCCAUGCUUUAUCAAAAUAUCUUGUCAGUAUUAGAAGAAAAAAAAUAUUAUUAUAGAUUUGAUUCCAAAUGGAUUUACGGGUGGUUUCAGUCCAAAAAUAUCAUUAUUAUUAUAUUUUGUUUGCUUUCAUGGUGCGUGGUGUCUAAUACAUUGAGUGAAAAAGUGACAGAUUUUAUGGAACACGGAAAUAAACGUUUAUUUAUCAGCAAUCA
Tigriopus californicus is the source of this 13470-nucleotide messenger RNA. It is a transcript of the gene unc80, whose product is annotated as protein unc-80 homolog. The record is from RefSeq and is a predicted model, not a curated record. Gene Ontology annotation, molecular function: monoatomic cation channel activity. The transcript is spliced from 49 exons. Gene Ontology annotation, biological process: monoatomic cation homeostasis. Lineage: Eukaryota; Metazoa; Arthropoda; Copepoda; Harpacticoida; Harpacticidae. Gene Ontology annotation, cellular component: axon; cation channel complex.